Messenger RNA from Dinoponera quadriceps, 4299 nucleotides. Its product is annotated as mitochondrial folate transporter/carrier. Lineage: Eukaryota; Metazoa; Arthropoda; Insecta; Hymenoptera; Formicidae. Gene Ontology annotation, biological process: nucleotide transport; folate import into mitochondrion. The record is from RefSeq and is a predicted model, not a curated record. The coding region runs from base 391 to 1422 and encodes 343 amino acids. The transcript has 6 exons. Gene Ontology annotation, molecular function: FAD transmembrane transporter activity; folic acid transmembrane transporter activity. Gene Ontology annotation, cellular component: mitochondrion.
GUAGCUCCAGGUAUCCCGGUGUGAGCGCAGCGCGCGGCAGUGCGGUGGGGUCUGGUGUAGCGUCGCGACGUGGUUUCCCGCAGUUGCGUAAUCGUCGUAAGCGCCCGCCGAGCGGGACGAAGGGAGUCAGGAGAGCACGGCGAGUCAGAAACGUCGAGAAGAGUAGUGCCGACGGGGGGACGACGUUGGCGACGAGCACGACGAGCCACGGGGAACGGCGAGGACUUCGGCUGCGUGUGACGCUAAAACAGCUCGACGACAGUGCCUCCCGCGGACCAAGAGAUAUGCCGCAGAGUGGAGGCGAGCGUUGUUAGCCCUAAGAAGGAUGCGGUCGUGGUGCCUGUCGACGGAUCGGUAACGAACGGUGAGCGGCUCGACAUCUCCAGGAAUAUGUCGGCGAUCAAAGGUAGUAGUUCCCCGCCGGGCGCGCCGCGCCAGUUGCCAGUCUUGAGCAACUUCAAGUACGAGUAUUUCGUCGCGGGCAUCUCCGGCGGCGUCGUCUCGACCCUGAUGCUGCAUCCACUGGACCUCAUCAAGAUCCGAUUCGCGGUGAAUGAUGGCCAAACAACUGCAGCACCGCGGUACAACGGUCUCAGAAGUGCUAUCAGCCAGAUUGUUAAAACCGAGGGAGUGCGUGGGCUUUAUAGGGGUGUAACACCGAACGUUCUAGGAUCAGGCAGUUCGUGGGGUUUCUACUUUUUCUUCUACAAUACGAUAAAGACCUCGAUUCAAGGUGGGAAUUCGAAGAAACCGCUCGGACCGUCCAUGCACAUGUUCGCUGCUGCUGAUGCCGGAGUGCUUACCUUGCUUAUGACUAAUCCAAUAUGGGUGGUAAAGACGCGGCUAUGUUUGCAAUACGCCGAAGACGUCAAUAUGGCCGAGUCCAAAAGGUAUCGCGGGAUGGUAGACGCUUUAAAGAAGAUUUACAAGACGGAGGGCAUUAGAGGCUUGUAUAAGGGUUUAGUUCCUGGGUUAUUUGGUGUCUCACACGGCGCGAUUCAAUUUAUGGCGUAUGAGGAGAUGAAGAAUAAAUAUUACAAUUACUUGAACGUAGCCAUUGAUACGAAGCUGAGCACAACGGAAUACAUCGUCUUUGCAGCAUUGUCGAAACUGAUCGCGGCGGCGUCGACGUAUCCUUAUCAAGUGGUGAGGGCUCGACUUCAGGAUCAUCACCACGACUACCGGGGUACCUGGCACUGCGUUCAGAUGACAUGGAGGUAUGAGAGUUGGCGCGGCUUUUACAAGGGAUUAAGCGUAAACCUCACCAGAGUGACUCCGGCGACUGUUAUUACAUUCGUGGUCUACGAAAACGUAACGCAUUAUCUGCGAGGCAGAGGCGCCGCUGCGGAAGAAGCCGUGUCUGCGCCUGCGGACGGCCAGCCGAAGGAGUACCUUAAUGUCCCAUCGCGCGCCCGCGCGUGAAACAACACGGAUCACGCAUUCGCGUCUUCGAAACUCCCUUCACACACACACACACACACACACACACACACAAUCUCUUUCUCCCACUUUCUCUAGAUUAUACAAUAAUCGUGCGAUCACACCGCGGGAGACCAAGAAGGAAGAUUUCGAGCGCGAACUUCGGAAGAUGCGAAGAUUCCAGUUCACCGGAGUUGUUUUAUUCUCCGGCGAAUCGUUCAGGCCGUGUUAACAAUCGUUACUUGAAGUUUGGCUCGAGCGAGGGAUCAGAGAGACUUUAUUCAGGGGAUUUCGAGUCAACGAGCUUUUCCGCAAUCGCGAGAUUCAGGUCAUCUACGUGUCUCAAAUUUCAAGUAACGAUUAUUAAUACAUCGAGGUUCUUCAUUUCGUAGUUUCAACGUAAAUUGAUGAUGCAAACAUUGUCUUUCUAUUCAUGGUCAGUCGUUAAACCGGUGGUUUUGUAGUGGUGACUUUUAAAAUUUAGCGAUUAAUCAGAAAAGCAUGAUUUUCACGUUAUCAUCAUGUUAAGCCUUGUCAUCAUGUUAAGCACAAGUUAAGCGGAAAAUGAAGAACCGGGCCUGAAUGAAAAAAGUGCUAUGGUCGAGUAAAUAUUUGCUGAGGAGUAAUUAUUUUACUCGGAUUAAGCAAGUUUGCUUGAAUUGAAUGUAGCGCCUUUUUCCUUUCGAUGUGCUACAUUCAAGUAAUAUUUAUUUCAUCGAAAUAAAAUAAUUCAUGCUCCUUGGCGAGUAUUUACUUAAAUGUAGCAUAUUUUUCUUUCAAUACGCAGACCUUAAGGCUCGUCUACGAUGCUGUGGCAAGACCGUACCGUCGUAGUCGUUCAAAUCGGCCCGUUUCCAGUUCCAGCGACGGAUUGGUCCUGGAUUGGAAGUGGACCGACUCGAAGGACUGCAACCAUAUGAUCCUGCGACCGCGUUGUAGACCCCGCUUUAGUUUCACGCUUAACUGACGCGGCAGUCGCGAAACCAUGUUGCUCUCCAAGUAUCUCUGAGCGAAGUCUCGCCCAGAAAACGAGUGAAAAUUCGCCGGAAGCGAUGGUGAAGAAGGCACCGCCGACGGGAAUCGGCAGAGUGAACGCUUCAGCAUAGAGCGGAUUCUGACACUACGAGCGAAUGUUUCACAGUCGAAUAGACCGGAUUUGUUCCGGUGUGACGGCUGAAUACAUCAGAUUCGCUCUUCAAUCUCGAGUGAAAAAAUUCCUUCGACGGCUCAGAGCGCGGAAUUUGCUCUAUGCGAACGGAAGAUCAUUGGAGGUCGAGUAUCGACUCUUCGGGUGAAAUUUCAUUCCGAGAAAUUUGGCGAGUGCUACCGUUAUUAAUCGAAUUGCCGUUAUUAGUCGCUCCUGUCUGCUUGGGUCACGCGUGAGCGUUGCGAGGCUUGUAGUUCUCUCUGUGUGCAGAUUUGAACGUAAACUCUGCGGAAGGGGAUACGAACAUGUUACAAAUCAGUAUUCCGUAAGAUAUUGCUUCGUAUUAGCGCUCAUUAGAGAGUUCCAACCGAGACCUUGCACAUUUAAUUAGACAGUUUAGCGACAGCCGAUCGGUUAAGUGUUGAGUUCGCUUGUUUCCCCGACGAUUCCCGAAAGACGAGCGUUAGUUUUUCUCACGUUUUCAAGUUUCGUUCUCGUUUGCGUACAGUCCUUUAAUUAAGAAGGAAGGAUUCUAUCCAUGCGCGUUCUCGUACAUUUGAUUAAGCAAUUGCAUAGAAGCGUCUUUAUUAACGCCCGUUAAUUAUGCGUUUGACAUCGUAGUUUCGCGAUCAAAUACGCGUUAGUUUUUGUUUAUUUUUUACGUUUUGUUUACAUUUUGUAUACGCUUGCGGGACGCUUCGAAUGCACUUUCUUUCUCCUGACGAAAAAGGCCGCAACUUUUUAGCCACUGUUCACGGGCUUGCACGGUGAUUGGAUUACGGCAGGGGCCGAAACGACAGUGUAAAUGUUGGUCCUUUACACUUCUCGUUUGAUAGAUCAAAAUAGAAUGAAAUAAAGCAACGUUUUUUCCCCCUGAAAUCUCCGUUGCAGUUGUGCACGUCGGUGUUUCCCGUAUUGUCACAACGAAUCACCAUGCAGCUCUUGUGACAAUUUGAUGCGUUCCUAACAUCGCUGGAAAGAAUGUGUUCCCGUCGCUUCGCAAGCGAGUGUGUUGUUCUUCAUUGUUGUAGGGCUCAUAGCAGAUUUGGUAGAAUUUUAUGUGUUUCCUUUGAUUUAAUUACGUAGGUCGAUCUAUAAAUAAUACGAUAUUCAUAUCUGCCGAUUUCCAAUACACACAGAUAUUCCCGGUGCGAUACGCGUAAUGCGCAUAAAUGUUGAAUUUAUCAAUUAUGGGAGGAAAGCCGUUUAGGUAGCGCCGACGUGACUGCUCACCAGGUCGAAAGGAUUCACGGGACACUUCUUGUAACGUCGAUCGCAAUGCUGCUCACGUUCGGCUUCCACAAUUUCAUCCGGGAGAUUUUCGUUCCUCGAGCUGGAGGGUCUGUGAUAAAGAUAUGAAGACGGGUUACGUCUUAAUUCGAUGUUUACUCGCGGAGAUAUUCGACGUUUUAAGCCACGAUGCAGCGGUAAAUAACAAUUUGACGCUUUUCUUCAUACUUUCGCGAGCCAAGAGUCGAAUGUCUAUGUCAUAUUCGUCGAAAGUCGGUUCGCCAAAAAACGGCUCGCCACUCUUGAAUCCGGGAACCGGCACGGAAAUAACUCUCUCUGUCGCGAAGAUGCGGCGAUUAUCCGUGAAAUUACAGAUCUUGUGGAUCCGUGAGGAAAUUCGGCACGCUUUUGCGUAAGAUUUCCGUUGUACCCGUCGUUUGUAUCGUGCGUCUCCGAGAUUCGUUCGAGCGUACGAAUGAGAAUAAAGAUAGAUUGACACGUUA